Drosophila obscura is the source of this 864-nucleotide messenger RNA. RefSeq lists its product as uncharacterized. The record is from RefSeq and is a predicted model, not a curated record. Lineage: Eukaryota; Metazoa; Arthropoda; Insecta; Diptera; Drosophilidae. The transcript is spliced from 5 exons. The coding region runs from base 268 to 669 and encodes 133 amino acids.
AUUAAAUAAAAAGAGAGAUAGAGAAAGAGUGAGAGAACUUUCUCUGCAAAUGUGUACGCGUGUGACUGCUUUGGGUGGGUAAAACUACAAACUGAAAGUGCUUGGUGGCAUUAAUAUGGAUAGCGUGCCACCACCAUACCAUCAUCAUCAUCUUCAGAAUCAGAAUCAGCAUCUGCACCAGCAUCAAUCAGCAGCAUCAACGGCAGCUUUAUAGCAACGGAUCCACGUAUCACCUGGCCAUCACAGGAGCGCUAGCAGGCCACAAAGAUGCCACCCCUGCAACGUGAACAAUUGAUCAACCAAAAAAUUGUGCAUUGUCGUAUCAGCUUUGCUUUAAGCAAUAUAAUCAACAACCGAUCGGAGCCAGCCGGGCUCAGAUCAUCCACCAGCUCAACCUCCACCUCAACUUCGAGCACGAAAGCUCGAACCAAGGACCGUUUGAAGAGGGGAAACGAGGGUCAUAUUCAUUCGAGUGAAAAGCCAGACGUCGCCUCCUCCUCGCGGUUGUCGUCGUCGUCAACAUUUUUUGCAUCCUCUGCCGCCUUGGUUCACCCGACAUGCCAGGCGGAGGAAAGACAGCAGACAUCAGCAGGAUCACACAAUUCAGUUCUAAGAGGGAAUGACGCGGGCAUUUCUUUUGCAGCGUUGGACUUUCGUUUUAUAAGGUAAGUGCUUGGUGCUUGGUGCAUGGUGGCCGGGUGGCAUGGUGCCAUGGGUCACGUCACAGUGCCACGAGGUGAGAAUUGAUACGGGUACUAGAUUUAUGGUUAGGUGUAACCCACUCCACAGGUGUACGGGGCGUGUGGUGUGGUGUGGGGGGGGGGGGGUGCGUGCCUCGCGCCAAGUUCGAGUCGCUUCUGGGGU